AUGACGCUCCCAUGGCGACGCGCGCCGUCCGCCGGCGCCGGCGCCGUCGCCACACUCGCCGGCUCUUCCUCCUUGGCCGGAUUUCACGCAUCCCGUGAGUCCGUUCCCCUUCCUCCAACUUGGGAUAAGGAGAAGGCCGUCGGAGGAGCUUCCAGGGAGGCUCGUGAUUCCUCCCUAUUUGAUGACGGAUUUCACGCAUCCCGUGAUUCCGUUCCCCUUCCCCCCACUUCGGAUCGGGGGGAGGCCAUUGGAGGAGCUUCCACGUCCGUUCCUGCUAAUUGCGAAGCUCAUGAAUUCCCAAAAGCCGAUGCUCUUGGACCUUACGCAACUCCAGGCUGGUCAGACCUCCCCAUCGAUCUCCUGAUCCGUAUCCUGCAUCUCCUCGAGCUACCCGAGGCCCUCGCCUUCCGAGCUGUCUGCCCGUCAUGGCGCUCUGCCUCUACGGCCGCGGGCAGUGUCCCUCCUCGCCGUUCGCCGUGGCUCGUGUCCUUGGCGAAGGAGCCUCUUCCAUCGCAGGAUCCACAGCGGCAUGCGUGGCGUAGGUUAUGGGAGCCUGCUGCCGCUUCUGAGCUCCGCAGCCUCCUGGACACUGAGAGAACUAUUAAGGUCAGCUUUCCCCAUGGCCAGGUUGUGGCCCUCUGCGGCGCCUCCCAUGGCUGGCUUAUCACUGCAAACAAGCUCUCUGACCUUGUCCUCUACAAGCCCUUCACCGCAGAGUUGGUUCCACUCCCGCCGAUCAUCGGUUUUGAUUCGUGCAUUGAGGGGGUCUACGGAGAUGACGAAGGGAAGACCCUCAUGGGGUAUCGCUACGGGUGUUACGAGAGUGGCCGUGUCUAUAACUUGCAAGAAGUGGGCUGGCAUUUCUAUGACAAGGUUGUCCUGUCAGGUUCUCCAUCUGCUGGUCGCGCAUUUGCUUUGGCCAUCUACUUGGAUGGCAGGCGACUCUCUUUCGCAAGGGUAGGGGAUGCCCGUUGGCAACAAGUUUCAACGAUACGAAAAAGAGAUGAUAUCUUUGCAGAUUGUGUCUACCACCGCCGAAGGUUCUACGCGGUCACGAUGUGCGGGAGAUUAAAGUGUUUGGACUUUGGUGGACCUGGCGAACUGUGGAUGGAAACAGUCAUUGCUAAGGACGAUGACGACAUUGAUGGUGUUAUCACGAGGUACUUAGUUUCGACUCCUUGGGGCCGUCUCCUGCAACUACGUGUCAUUCUCGACAAACACCAGGUAAACAACGUCAGGGUGGAAAUAGACAGGCUGGAUAUGAAGAGUCAGAAAAUGGUACGACUGAGCUUGGGGAAGGCUCUGCGGGGGCACUCGGCUUUUGUCGGACAGAAUAACCCAGGUCUUUUAUCCCCCAAGGAAUUCCCUGAGCUCAAACCGGACUGCAUCUACUUCACAACUCCCCGUCUGACAAAGCAUAAUGUUUCCGAUAAACGCCAUAACGAAUGGAAGGGUGUGAAGGUAUAUGACUUGAAGAAACGGACCCUAGAUGCUGCUUUUACACCAGGUGCAGGAGAUCAUGGAGCGUGGUGUCCACUUGAGGUCUGGUUCACGCCGAGUCGAUGAUGGCUAACCAAACCUGUGUUGUAAUUUUUUUUUUGAGAGAAACCCGUGUUGUAAAUUGUAAGAUUCGUUUCGUUCUGUAAUAAACUUGCGUGGGACCUAGGCCCCAGCCAAAUUAGGGGCCCAAAGCUGGUACACAUGUACUACAUGUAAGGCAUACUAUAAAAGAAAAGGAGGCCCAUCUAUCUAUUGUACACGCCCAGCAAGAUCCAGACCUCCA
Molecule: messenger RNA, 1783 nt
Organism: Lolium rigidum
Lineage: Eukaryota; Viridiplantae; Streptophyta; Magnoliopsida; Poales; Poaceae
Exons: 2
Coding region: 1-1566 (521 amino acids)
Molecular function (GO): protein binding
Source: RefSeq, a predicted model, not a curated record